AUGGAAGCUAGCAUCCACCUCAGGCGGGUUAUCCAAGAAAUGUGGGCAGAAAUCAACAGACUGGAGAAAGAGAACCAUGCCCUCCGUGUGAAGCUGACUUCAAUUAGUCAGACAACAUCUAGCUCAGGGAGAGAAUCAGAAGGUGAAAGGGAAGAAGCAGUGUGUGGCCAGUCUUCAGGGAGCCUGCCUGGUGAUCGUCCCAUGAAUUCUGCACCAGCUGUGCAGGAAUACCAAGGCAAUGUCAUGAUUGUCAGACGCUAUGCCAUUUCUCCAUCAGUUCACUCCUAUGCAGCCAAUGACCCCUGGGAAGCUAAAAACAGACUUCCAAAUAAUGGAACGUCAUUGGCCUGUUCUUCAACUAGGAAGCAAGACAGUGAAGAAAAGAGGUUGGCAGCAGACGCGUGUGGCAGCCAUAGCUCCAGCCAGAGAGCUUUUUCUGAUGACAAUUUUGUUUGCAGUUGCAGUCCUCUUGAAAAAGACCUCCUUCCCACACUGACUGUCAAUUACAGACCAGCCAAGCUACAGGGAAAGUCCUCGUGUGAAGUUGUUAUCACCCUUGAGGGCAUUUCCAACCUAGUUCCCGCACUGGCUACUUUAUACCAGUGA
This is a messenger RNA of Rattus rattus (black rat), 606 nucleotides long. RefSeq names its product putative coiled-coil domain-containing protein 195. The record is from RefSeq and is a predicted model, not a curated record. Lineage: Eukaryota; Metazoa; Chordata; Mammalia; Rodentia; Muridae. The transcript is spliced from 3 exons. Bases 1 to 606 code for a protein of 201 amino acids.